Molecule: messenger RNA, 1418 nt
Organism: Cyprinodon variegatus (sheepshead minnow)
Lineage: Eukaryota; Metazoa; Chordata; Actinopteri; Cyprinodontiformes; Cyprinodontidae
Product: zinc finger protein jing homolog
Exons: 4
Coding region: 312-1418 (368 amino acids)
Biological process (GO): regulation of transcription by RNA polymerase II
Cellular component (GO): nucleus
Molecular function (GO): RNA polymerase II cis-regulatory region sequence-specific DNA binding; DNA-binding transcription factor activity, RNA polymerase II-specific
Source: RefSeq, a predicted model, not a curated record
GUCGUGCGUGCGCGCGCGCAACAAAACAGAUGCAGCACGCGAGAGGAGCGCGCUGCAGUGACAGUAGGAAACUACAGUCCGCGUGAAGCCAGCGCGAGGAAGAGACGCUGUGACAAGAGAUGUGCUGAUGACUGACCAAGCUACACUUUGGAGUAAAUGAGACAAGCUUACGUCUGCAGAAGAUGCCCUCCACUGCUCAUUUGCCAAGUUUGGAGGACGCUAUGGAAGAUUGUGCCUACAGUGGAUUGUUAAGGUUGUUCUGAGAUCGGUGGUUUUAUCAGCAGGGUCUCUUGGCAGCAGAGGGGGCUGUUAUGUGGCCCCCUGACCUCGGCCCUCCAGACGUGCAGCUCACUCUUCCCAGUUUUGGGAGUGUGUUCGAGGAUGCCGAGGAGCUUCAGGCGCCGCUAUCCUUCGGGGGCCUCUGCCAGUCCUCGCUACAUUCAGGAGGACUGUGCUCUCUUCCUAGGACCUCGCUGGGAUGCAACCCCAAUUCUCUGCCCAUAUGUAAGACAGUCGGACACCACUUAGAAAAGACAGUGGAGGAUUUUGUCAUUACGGGUCAAACAGACCUGAAAACCAACACUCAGAGGGUCAGCUGCUACCCUCAGCCCUCCCUUCCUAUCCCCUACCUACUGACCAGUUGUGCCCAGUCUCCAUCUUUCGAAUCACUACCUUCAUCCCUUUCCUCUUCUUCAUCGCCCUCAGUUCUUACUUCACACAUGCCUUAUUCUGAUUACCAUCGCAAAGUGUCUUCUCAAGAAAGUAAUCUACAUGAUGAUUACUGUUCAAUUAAACAAGAACCUUCAGACGAUUUCUCACCAUGUAAAAGGGAACCGUUUAAUGUAAGCAAUCAGCAGGGGGAGCUUUUCCGUCCAGGCCAGCAUCCGCAGGGUAACAAUGCUCAGGAUAUAAGGCAGUCCCCUCUUCACUCCCCCAGCCUCAGUAGACUAGCAGGACAAGACCGGGCGUUGGACCAGCAGGAGCAGUCAUGUCAUUGGAUCGACUGCAGUGCCACGUAUGGCAGCCAGGAGGAGCUGGUGAGGCACAUUGAAAAAGUUCACAUUGAUCAGCGUAAAGGGGAGGAGUUUGCAUGUUUCUGGACUGGCUGUGUCAGACGGAACAAACCCUUCAACGCUCGCUAUAAGCUGCUCAUCCACAUGAGGGUCCAUUCUGGAGAAAAACCCAAUAAGUGCAUGGCAGAGGGUCAGAACCGUGAAGACAAUAGUAGGCAGGAGAAACAGGAGGACAAACCAAAAUCUGUAAUCGUGAGCAAAGUCCAGGAUCAGAGGCAGGUGAUCAGAAGUCCAAUGAGGCACCAGAGGGAAAUCCAAGAUAAGGUGGAGAAACAGUUCCAGGUUAGAUCCUCCGGCCCCAAGCCCAAGGACAAGACCCCCUCUCUCCUCGAGCAGGCAACUUAA